Messenger RNA from Myotis brandtii (Brandt's bat), 615 nucleotides. Its product is annotated as interleukin-27 receptor subunit alpha-like. Gene Ontology annotation, molecular function: protein binding. The transcript has 2 exons. The record is from RefSeq and is a predicted model, not a curated record. The coding region runs from base 200 to 565 and encodes 121 amino acids. NCBI's taxonomy places the organism in Eukaryota, Metazoa, Chordata, Mammalia, Chiroptera, Vespertilionidae.
UCCUAAACGCAUUCCACUUAUUAUCACAUCGGUUCCCCUCCUCUAUCCAGCCCUUUCAGCAGGUGCCCUCAUUUUGUAGAUAAGGAAACUGAGGCAGGGAGAAGUUAAGUUGCUUGUCAAGGUCACACAACUCCAAAAUAGGAGAGCUGGGAUUUGAACCCAAACAGAGCAGUUGUUGGUAUGGCUUGGGCCCAGCCCUAUGUACACCUCCCCCUACUCCCCCAUCUCUUCUCACAGUCAUUCCAACAGAACCUGGACUGUGGCAGUGCCUACUGGGCAGAGCUGGGUGACCAUCCCCCGGGAACAGUUCACCACAUCUGAUGAACUCCUUGUCUGGGCAGCCGUGGCGGGCCAGCCUCCCUGGCCCCCAGUCUUCGUGAACCUGGAGACACAAAUGAAGCCAGAAGCCCCGCAACUGGGCCCUGAUGUGGACUUUUCAGAGGAUGAUCCCCUGGAGGCCACUGUCCAAUGGUCCCCACCUGCAUGGCCACCCCAUAAGGUACUGGUCUGCCAGUUCCACUACCGAAGAUGCCAGCAGACGGCCUGGACCCUGGUGAGUGUCUAAGUGCUUUCCCCCAACCCUAUUCAGGGCGUUAGCCCCAAAUCAGAGACCAA